GUAGCUGAGCUGCAUGAAAUAUGGGCGACGACAGACCCUUCGUGUGCAACGCCCCCGGCUGCGGCCAGGACCCUCCCAAGCCAACCGUCUCAAUGUCCCAUGACCGUUAAGAACCCUUUCAGCCCAACUAUCCCAUGGUUUUGUGAUCUUCAAGGACCCUUCCAAGCCAACCAUCCCGUGAUUCUAUGAUCCUUAAGGGCCCUCCCAGCUCAGGCCGUGACACCGUUCCGUGCUUGCUGAUCCUCCAGCACAGCCUGCAGAAAUCCCUUUUUGCUGCGGUGGUUUUUGGUGGUGGUCUGGCAGGGCUCGCAGCAGUUCAGUCCCACUGGGAUGUCAGCCCAGCAUCAGAUCCACUCCUCCCCCAGGGCUGCAGAACUUCAGCUCUGUGCAGGCGGAGGAGACGCAGCGCCUGCUCGAUGAUAGCAAUUAAAAACCAUUUAAUGAUAAUGAAAAGUUGAGGGCGGUUUCUGAAGGAGUUCUCCCCUCCGUCCUUGGCCGAAAGCUUCUCUCCUCGCUGCGCUGUUGGACAGAUGGCUGCUGCCCCCCCCCAACACCUGCAUUCAGCACAGGGGAUGUGUGUGAGAAGCCCUCUGGGACAAGCAGAGCUAUAGAAAUAGGUUUACAAACGAGGACCACCUGGCAGUUCAUAAACACAAACAUGAGAUGACAUUGAAAUUCGGCCCGGCGCGCACCGACUCGGUCAUCAUGGCAGAUCAGACCCCGACGCCGACUCGGUUCCUGAAGAACUGCGAGGAGGUGGGGCUGUUCAACGAGCUGGCGAGCUCCUUCGAGCACGAGUUCAAGAAAGCCUCCGAGGAUGAGGAGAAAAAGAGCAACGCAGCCCUGGACAUGUCGCUGCCCUCCACCCCAGACGUCAAAAUAAAGGAGGAGGAGCCGGUGGAGGUGGACUCGUCCCCCCCUGACAGCCCUGCCUCCAACCCCCGGUCACCGCAGAGCAAGGAGAAGGAGAUCACUCCCAAGCCUGUGAUCAUUUCCACGCCAACACCAACCAUCGUGCGCCCCGGAUCGCUGCCCCUGCACCUGGGCUACGACCCCCUGCACCCCACGCUGCCUUCCCCAACCUCUGUCAUCACCCAGGCCCCGCCAUCCAACAGGCAGCUCGGGUCACCCACAGGUUCCCUUCCGCUCGUCGUGCAGCUGCCAAACGGGCAGACGAUGCCCGUCCUGCCCGGCCCCCCCAUGCAGAUGCCGUCUGUGAUAUCGCUGGCACGGCCCGUCUCCAUCGUGCCCAACAUUCCCGGCAUCCCCGGGCCGCCCAUCAGCAGCAGCGGCUCCGUUUCCCCGUCGGGUCUCCCCGUGCACUCAGAAGCCAAAAUGAGGCUGAAGGCCAGCUUGACGGCGUCUUCCUCGCUGAACGGCAGCGGCCUGGUGGUGGGCUCAGCCAGCACGAUGGUGACGGCGCGCCCAGAGCAGAGCCAGAUCCUCGUCCAGCACCCCGACGCUCCAUCGCCAGCUCAGCCUCAGGUUUCCCCUGCACAACCCACUCCCAGCACCGGCGGUCGGCGGAGGCGGACGGUCGAUGAGGACCCCGAUGAGCGCCGGCAGCGUUUCCUGGAGAGGAACAGAGCUGCUGCCUCGCGCUGCCGGCAGAAACGCAAGCUGUGGGUGUCUUCCUUAGAGAAGAAAGCCGAGGAGCUCACAACCCAGAACAUCCAGCUGAGCAACGAGGUGACGCUGCUGAGGAAUGAGGUGGCUCAGCUGAAGCAGCUGCUGCUGGCUCACAAGGAUUGCCCCGUCACCGCGCUGCAGAAGAAGACCCAGGGCUAUCUUGAAAGCCCCAAGGAGAGCUCGGAGCCCACCGGCUCCCCCGCGCCCGUCAUCCAGCACAGCUCCGUCACCGCGUCCCCCAACGGCCUCAGCGUCCGCUCGGCGGCCGAAGCCGUGGCCACGUCGGUGCUGACGCAGAUGGCGAACCAAAGGACAGAGCUGGCCCUGCAGCCACACGUCAUCAUGGCCCCACAGUCGCAGUCUGCCGGCAGAUGAUGCUCGUGGCCCCGCAGGACUGAGCGCGGCCGCCUCCCCCCCCCCUUUUCCCCCCUCCCCCCCACCGCGGGACGGCGCGGAUUUGGGGCUUUGGUUUUCUUUGCUUCGAGCGAAGGGCGGCUGUUGGGGUUUCCGAAGCUGCACCGCGGCCCCCCGGCCCCGCGUGCGUCACCCGAAGGCGCCCGGCCGCACUUUGUGAGCCGACCUGCAGACGUUUUGCUUUCGGCUCCCGUGAACACUAAAGCUCCGCUCCCAGCAAAGUGAAGCCCCGGGGGGGAGGGGGAAGGGGGGGGGAAGGACGCGAGGUUUCGUUGCCGCUGCCCGGCGCUGUUUGAGACUGAGCAGAGCUGCUGCUGAAGGGAUGGAGCUCGGGCUCCUCACCGGGGACGGAUUUCGGAGCUCGGAAGCGCACCGGGAUCCCCGUUGCGAUGUCUGUGGGUUUCCUGCAGGGCGAACCCGGCGCUCCUCAUCGCUCCCGGCCCCGAGGAUCGCGACGAUCUCGCGUUGGUGGCCUUAAAUCCCGCAUCGUUGCCUCUUCCGAGGUGGGGAGGGGGGGUGGGAGCACGGGGAGGGGGGAUGCCGCUGCUUUGCCCUGAGCUUUCCCUCUCCAUCCCGGUCGCGUUCUGCUCUUCUGACCCGGAGCUGAGCGGAGCAGAGCCGACCCAGCACCGAGAGCUGCGGGUUCCCUUCCAGGGCUCCUUGUGCGAGCAUUGGGGAUGCAGUCGGUAUUUUGGAAGCGAAGGGCUCCUCUGGGACCCCCCCCCCCAAACACACACAGCUCUGUGCCCCCCCCUCCCGCCCCCCCCCCCCCCCCCCAGCUCCCCUCAGGUCGCACUUUGCCACUUUGGAGCUGAGUUCGGUGCUCAGCGCCGCUCCUUCGGGGCAGCAGAACCCGAAGCGCUGUUGGGUUGUUUUCCCAUUGACCAGCAGCUCUGUGCUUCCCUUCCAACCCAGCAUUUUUGCCCUGCUCCCACUUCCAGAUCGGUUGAGGGCCGUCGGCGGCUCAGCAGCUCCUCCAAGCUGCGAAACGCGAUGGGAACGCAGGAACUGAUGGAGGAAAGCAGUCGGAGCUGCUUCGCUUUCCCCAUAUGCGGAGCAGCAGCCGCCCCGACCCCGCGGUGCCCCCCGGUGCCCCCCGGGACCCCCAGUGCCACGGCUCUGCCCCGGAGCUCUGCGGGGCGGCACAGCUGAGAUCUCAGUGUCUCCGCGUUCACUUCACGACCCCCAAAAGAGAUUUUCCAGCUCCCAACCCGAGCCCCGUGUCCUCGUGGCAGCGCUGUCACUGCCUCACCCCAUAGGGGACCCCGCUGCCCGGACCCCAACCCGAAUCCCUCCCCAUCUCCGCGUGCCUUGAGCGGACCCCAGCCCUUCGGGCACCACAAAUGGGUGCGUUGGAUAAACGCUGGCAUCUCCCCCCAUCCAGGGGGGCGCAGCGUCCCAAAGCCAUAAAUUGGGGUCUCUGUGGCACUCCGGGUCGGGUCGUCCCUCCCCCCCCCCCCCCCCGUUGCCCCCCACCCCAGGGUGGCCGCCUGCCCGUCCUCCCAGCUCAGCUCCGGGACUGUGGGGAGGAGCCCAAUUUCUGCUCUGGGAUGAAGGAUUUCUGCUUUGCCCCCCCCCCCCCCCCACCCUUUGCGGUGCCUUAACCCCUCUAUGCCCCCCCCCUCACCCCCCCGUCCAGCUUUGGGGCCGGAGCUGCCCGUUGUGUCACUUCUGGACCCCGUUCCCCUUUGGAUCCCCAUUCGUUUGGAGGCGACGGAGGGACCCCCUCAGCUCUGACGAUCAAUAAUGGAAGAAGCCAAGAAAAAAACGACCUUCCCCCCCUCCACCCCCCCCCCCCAAAAAAAAAAGUACGCGUAACCACGAGGUGUAGUAUAUACAGCAUAUUACGAGUAUAUCCAGACCUAUAUAGACGUGUAUCACUUCCGAACGGACGCGCAGCCCUUAACGCUACGGAACGGUUUUGCGCCGUCCCCCCCCCGCAGGGCCGCCCCUGUGAGCGGGACCUCACAGCCCCGGGGGGGCGCGGGGGAACGGCGUUC
This is a messenger RNA of Tympanuchus pallidicinctus (lesser prairie-chicken), 4043 nucleotides long. RefSeq names its product cyclic AMP-dependent transcription factor ATF-7. NCBI's taxonomy places the organism in Eukaryota, Metazoa, Chordata, Aves, Galliformes, Phasianidae. Gene Ontology annotation, biological process: regulation of transcription by RNA polymerase II. Gene Ontology annotation, molecular function: cAMP response element binding; DNA-binding transcription factor activity, RNA polymerase II-specific. The transcript is spliced from 12 exons. Bases 664 to 2004 code for a protein of 446 amino acids. The record is from RefSeq and is a predicted model, not a curated record.